Molecule: messenger RNA, 1110 nt
Organism: Spodoptera littoralis (African cotton leafworm)
Lineage: Eukaryota; Metazoa; Arthropoda; Insecta; Lepidoptera; Noctuidae
Source: the annotation of a GenBank genome assembly
AUGCUGCCGGUGCGCCUGCGACGCGUCGUGGGUCACGAGGGCCGGUCCAACGACGCCCUGUUCCAGCCGGCAGCCCGCGCUCCGCCCCUCUCACAGCAUACCCUGGUGUUCUUCGGAGGAGAUGUACAGGACUACCCAGAGCUGAUGCAAGCUCACCGUGACAACAGGAACUACAUAAAGUGGAACCUAGAGAACACAGUGCGCAUGCUGGGACACAAUUUUCCAACCAAGCACAUCCUGGCUGUCAGGCCUUCCAGGUACGUCGGUGGUUCCAGGAUAGAGUACAAGAGCUUCAGCUGCUAUGAUAACUUUGUGCCCAGUAACAACGCUGGAGUGCCCGAACACACUCCCACCCAUAGCGCCCUACAUCAUCUGGAGAGGCUUCUCCAAGGAGUUAGCAGCAGGAUAAAGAGUUUCUCCACAUCUGAGCUGGUGGAGGCAUUCUCGCCCGUGUCUCUACCUGAGGAUAUCGACAUAGAAGAUCUACAUAACUCAGCGAUCCACGCCGCGGCUGCAGCGGAGUCGAACAAGUCGAACGGUACAAAGCCGCAGCCAGGCAGCUCGCAGUCUGCGGACAAUGUCCUCGCUGAACACAAGCCUGAGUCAGACCCAUUGUGGUGGCGGGAGAACUUCGCCCUCGACGAGACGCAGUUGACGCUGGUCGGGUUCAGCAAGGGAUGCGUCGUACUCAACCAGCUCAUAUACGAGUUCCACUACACCAAGACUCUGACUCCUGGAGACGCCCAUAUGAUGAGGUUCAUGGAGCGUAUAGUGGACAUGUACUGGUUGGACGGCGGCCACGCGGGCGGGAAGAACACGUGGAUCACGUCGCGCAGUCUGCUGGAGACGCUCACUAGACUCGACGUGAACGUGUUUAUCCACGUCAGUCCUUACCAAGUACAAGAUGAGGCCCGACCCUGGAUCGGCAGAGAGGAGAAAGCAUUCACCAGCUUGCUGAAGAAACUUGGUGCGAAGGUUAACAGAUACUUCCACGAGCAGCCCGGUAUGACCCACUCCCUCCACAUGCACUUCGAGGUGCUCGCCAACUUCAAGAAGAUGCAGGACUCCAUCCCAGCCAGCAUGCCUGAUACUUCCGAUGAAGACGCUUAA